This is a messenger RNA of Bursaphelenchus xylophilus (pine wood nematode), 1099 nucleotides long. Lineage: Eukaryota; Metazoa; Nematoda; Chromadorea; Rhabditida; Aphelenchoididae. The record is from the annotation of a GenBank genome assembly.
AUGAAUAGGCAGGAGAACCGUCGCAAAAAUGAUUUUCCUCCUGGCAUUCCACUCUCCAAACAAGCCGAGCCCGGAAUUGGUAGACUGCUCGACGAAUUGGGCAUCGAAGUCACCGAGGAGAGUCUGAACGCAUUGUCAAAGCUGGCUACACAACUGGUUGUUGGAAUUCUCGACGAAGGGCGCAGCUUGGCCGAGCAUUGCGAUCACAUGGGAGUUGGUGAUGAUGAAAUAGAAGCUGUCUGUGCUGAGAUCGGUGAGUCGUUUUAUUGCUUGUUUUUUUUCAAUUUAGGCUCUCUCUGGGUUAUCCUAAAAGGUCGCUGGUAAAACAUCGAUUGAAAAAACCUUGUUUUAUUGGUUUGGUCGAUAUUAUGGUAGGGUAGAGGACCACUUGACCUAUUGUUUAUUUGAGUGAUGUUUUUCGCAAUACCUGAUAUUAUAGAAACUUGAGCAAGAGUAGACGCAAUAAUAACAGACGUUUGCGCAUUUAUCGAUCUUUUAUUUUAGUUUCAUUAUGUUAUAUUAGACUUGACCGGAAAAUUUUGCUACUUAAAAAUAACAUUAUCUGGUUUUAGAUCGCCACUUUGAAUCCGAAGAGAGCCCCGAUAUCGAAUUGUUGACGAAGAAAGUCAACUCGGUUCCUCUUCCUGGUCCAGCGAAGCCUUACGGAUACGCCAUUCAUCCUCGAGAUUCCCUCAUGCACCCGGAAUUCGAUGUAGUCGAGAACGUGGAGCGCGAAGAGCCAGAGCCUCCGAAAAGCCGCAAAGUUCCUGCGCGCGGCCCCACUCAACCGGGCAAGCGACUUCUUUACAAUUCGGAGAAUAUGGAUCUUCCACCGGCCAAAGCCCCAAGAAAUGCGCCCAAAUCCAAGAAGGAGAACAAGCCGCAGAAGCCGGAGGACCCCCAAAAGGUGUCCUUCCAGAAUGCCACCACGAUCAAAGUAAACAUCUUGUAACUAACCUUUAUCAAUACGUCUAACCCUUCAUUUCUCCAAACAUUGUUUUAGUUGGUUGUCCAUAACACCUCAUCCUGCCCUAAUUCCCCAGAUAUUGUGGCUCAAAAGGUUUUCAAAUUUAGUCCUACGAAGCCUAAAGCCGAGUGA